Caenorhabditis bovis is the source of this 582-nucleotide messenger RNA. Lineage: Eukaryota; Metazoa; Nematoda; Chromadorea; Rhabditida; Rhabditidae. The record is from the annotation of a GenBank genome assembly.
AUGUCGCUCAUUGACCUUUCAGCGGACGUUGCUGACAAGAUCUGUGAAUAUCUGACUCAACAAGAAAUGUCAGUGCUCCGAGGAACCUGUCAGACCAUCAAAAGGUACCUCGACAAAUCAAUCUUUUUCAAGCAAUCGGAAAUUUCACUUCAGUACGUCGUUUAUAGCCACAUUACCGGAAUCUUCUUCACCCAGUGUUAUGUCCAAACAAGCGUCGACAGUUUUCUCGGAUUCAUGAACCUUUUCUCGAUCAAGGAGUUCGAAAUUGUUGAUUGUGAACUCGAUUCUUCCAUCAUCACAAGUGAACUUAUUACUGGGCAGGCAAGACUUGAGGUUUUCUUGGUUUGGCCUGUCAGGAAGAAGGUGUUGCGCUCGCUCAAUGACGCCCUUCUUCGCCAUUGGUUGACGUGCGAUCAGUUACCGCGAAAAUUUUUGCUUAAGAAUUGCCGUGCCGGAUUUAGUGACAUUGCCAAAAACCACUUCAUGGCUGAACUUCAGAGACGCUUGGGUCCGCGCUCUUUUCGCUUCAUCGACAUUCUCGAAACAAGAUUUGAAGUUUUUGCUACUGCUCCGAUCCGCUAG